AAGCUAGCCAUUCAUGAAGCUACAGUGGUCACACAACAGUCAGCAUGGCGGCUGCUACACCUCCAGCGAUGUCAGAAGAGACAGCAAACACACCACCGCCUGGCGCAGUCCCGUUUGACUUUUCCCAGCCUCCCGUCAUUGAAGGAUUCAGCCCUUUGCCGAAGCUCAAAGAAGAGACUUUCCAAGAGAAGUUCAUCAGAAAGACCAAGGAGAAUCCCUUCGUGCCGAUAGGUUGCUUGGGAACAGCAGGAGCCCUGUUGUAUGGCCUCCGUGCCUUCAAUCAAGGCAAAACCCGACAGUCCCAGCUGCUGAUGAGGGGUCGAAUCUUCGCUCAAGGCUUCACUGUAGUUGCCAUUAUUGUUGGUGUCUUCACAACAGCUAUGAAACCCAAGCAGUGAAGAUGGAGCCGUUUCAGACCCUGGUCAGCUUCAGCUUCAGAUCAGCUGGAUCUUAAUUAUUGAGGAAAAAACGUCGGUGAAUAAAUGUGCUUUAUGUUUGGAAUAUUAAGUAGAUAUGUAAAGGCCAUUACACGAUUUGUUUCCCCAGGACACCAAGAAUUGUACUAUGCUUGAGGCUAGCACUAUGGAAAAUCCCACAAAAGACUGCUUCUGUUCUGGGGAUGAACAUUUCUCUUAAACUAUUUCUAUAUAUUGGACCCACAGUUUGCACCAGGUAUUGAUCUGCAUCACUGAGCUUGUGAUCGUUGUAUCAUCUGACAUAAAAUGAAGUCUAAACUGGC
Myripristis murdjan (pinecone soldierfish) is the source of this 739-nucleotide messenger RNA. RefSeq names its product HIG1 hypoxia inducible domain family, member 2A (gene higd2a). Bases 45 to 398 code for a protein of 117 amino acids. The transcript has 2 exons. Gene Ontology annotation, cellular component: mitochondrion. The record is from RefSeq and is a predicted model, not a curated record. Gene Ontology annotation, biological process: mitochondrial respirasome assembly. Lineage: Eukaryota; Metazoa; Chordata; Actinopteri; Holocentriformes; Holocentridae.